AUGCCAGCCAAACAAAAGAAACCGUUGAGGUUUAGACGUCCCGGGCUGAUCGAACACAUUUAUGACGACGAUUUUGAAGGUGAAUACCAAUUCGACGAGUUUGACGAGUUUGACAACCUCAGCGAUGACGAUACCGAGGACGAACUCUCGCCAGAAGACUUAAAAAAGGUCAUUGCUGCCCAACAACAAGAAAUAACCAACACUUUUAAAUAUAUAGAGAGUAUUGCUGCCCCAAUACUCUUCACCCUUCUUGGGUUUGCCGUUAGAGUGUACCGAAUCGGCAUCAAUGACACCGUGGUAUGGGACGAGGCCCAUUUCGGCAAGUUUGGCUCGUAUUAUUUACGCCACGAAUUCUAUCAUGAUGUCCAUCCGCCAUUAGGGAAAAUGCUCGUGGGGUUUUCUGGAUAUUUGGCCGGUUAUAAUGGGUCCUGGGACUUCCCGUCGGGUGAAACCUAUCCUAAAGAAAUUGCGUUCAUCAAAAUGAGACUAUUUCAAGCGGUUUUCAGCACCGUUUGUGUACCAUUUGCCUACCUAACCGCAAAGGAAAUCGGUUUUGGUAUCCUCCCAACUUGGCUAUUCACCCUUAUGGUGGCCCUUGAACAAAGUUACGUCACUUUGGGGAGAUUUAUUUUAUUGGAUGCCAUGCUCUUGUGUUUCACCGUCACCACUAUGUUUUGUUUUGUGAAAUUCCAUAACGAAUCGGCGGUGCCAUUUUCUAAAAAAUGGUGGAAAUGGAUCUUGUUUUUAGGAAUCUCUAUUGGGUGUGUUGAUUCUGUGAAAAUGGUUGGGUUCUUUAUCACCUUGUUGGUGGGGAUUUACACCAUUGUCCAACUAUGGCAAUACUGGGGCGAUCAAUCGAUGUCAAAAACCACUUAUUUCUACCAUUGGAUAGCGAGAAUUUUCCUGUUGAUGAUUGUGCCCCUCACGGUAUUUGCCCUCUGCUUCAAGAUCCAUUUCGAACUUCUUUGGAAAAGUGGUACCGGUGAUGCCAACAUGAACUCGCUUUUCCAAGCCAACCUCGCCGGUUCUGACGUAGCCACCGGUCCAAGAAAUGUGGUUAUCGGCUCCAGUAGGGUCACUUUGAAAAGUCAAGCGAUGAAUGGUGGAUUACUCCAUUCGCAUGUGCAAACUUAUCCAGGAGGAUCCGAGCAACAACAAGUCACCACUUAUUCGCACAAAGAUACGAAUAAUAACUGGCUCUUCCAACGUCGUCGAGAAGUCGAUGCUUGGAACCCUUACAACGACGUGGAAAUCUUUGAUGAGGUCUAUGAUGGGAUGGUGGUGCGGAUUUACCAUGAAUCAACAGGAACUAACUUACAUACCCAUGAAUUCGACGCCCCUGUCACCAAAAAACAAUGGGAAGUAUCAUGUUAUGGCUCUAUUGAUGAAGGGGAUGAAAAGGAUAACUGGAUCGUGGAAAUCGUCUCACAAUACGGUAAUGAGAACGCCCUGGUGAUCCAUCCUUUGACUACCACGUUCACCCUCAGAAACCAAGUAUUGGAUUGCUAUUUAGGUACCUCGGGGGCCAAUUAUCCUGAUUGGGGGUUUGGUCAAGGCGAAGUGGUGUGUUUCAAGAAAAACUCUCUCCGUGGUGAUCGUCGUAAUAUUUAUUGGAACGUUGAAAAUCACCAGAAUUCUCGGCUCUCGCUUCCUCCAGCAGAUUUCCUCCUCCCGAAAACUUCAUUCUGGAAUGAUUUCAUCGAAUUAAACAUGGCAAUGAUGGCUACGAAUAACGCUCUCGUUCCCGAUGCUGAAAAACUCGACGAAUUGGCCAGUCUGUGGUGGCAAUGGCCAUCGCUUCAUACCGGUAUCAGACUCUGUGGCUGGGAUGACGAUACCAUCAAAUACUACCUCAUUGGCUCCCCUGCCACCACCUGGCCUUCCACUAUCGCCGUGGGUGUUAUCUUCCCAAUCAUCUUCAUCUACUACCUUCUUAGAUGGCAGCGUCAAUACCAAGAUUUCCCAGAUAGUACCGAAUCCACCACCGGUAAAUGGAACUUGUUUCUCAUGGGUGGGGUCUACCCAAUGUUGGGAUGGGGUUUACAUUAUACCCCAUUCGUCAUUAUGGGCCGUGUCACCUACGUUCACCAUUAUUUGCCAGCCUUGUAUUUUGCCAUGUUGGUAUAUGUUUACGUGUUUGAAUUGGGGGUGUCGCGGCUCAACAGUGGUGUACCAACUACCACGAAAAAAUUCAUGUAUUUCACACUAUAUUUGAUGAAUUUCGCAUUGAUCGCCAUGACAUUCCGCUAUUUUAGCCCAUUGAGUUUCGGAAUGGAAGGUCCAAAUGAAGAUUUCGGUUACUUGAAUUGGUUACCAAGUUGGAAAAUCUCCGACGAAAAACGUUGGGAUUGGAAUUAUGAUUCAUGA
Saccharomycopsis crataegensis is the source of this 2367-nucleotide messenger RNA. RefSeq lists its product as uncharacterized. Gene Ontology annotation, biological process: protein O-linked glycosylation via mannose. The record is from RefSeq and is a predicted model, not a curated record. The coding region runs from base 1 to 2367 and encodes 788 amino acids. Gene Ontology annotation, cellular component: endoplasmic reticulum; membrane. NCBI's taxonomy places the organism in Eukaryota, Fungi, Ascomycota, Saccharomycetes, Ascoideales, Saccharomycopsidaceae. The transcript has a single exon. Gene Ontology annotation, molecular function: dolichyl-phosphate-mannose-protein mannosyltransferase activity.